UUAUCAGGGAUGACGGGUUCGUCGAUUGUUAUCUAAAAUUAUCAUCGAUGAGAAGCGUGUUCGAUCCGAUAACGAUAACCCGAUAAUUCGAGGCAUGGCACCUCGGACGGGGCAGAAGUUAUUGUGCCUGUAAAGAGAAAAGUAUUCCCGUAGCUAUCUGUAGCCGUGGACACGCGCUUGCAUACUAGCGCUCGCGCAUCGGUCUCCGCUUACCUGUUAACACGCCAGUCACCUUGUAGCGUGGAGCGGUACGCCAUGCCGUGGUCGAGGCGUGCAGUGGGCAGACUGGAGAGUGCAUAUUAGACAGCGCGAGGCGCUCAAGCUCGAGCAUUCGCCGGCGAGCGCUCGGUGAGAUUGGUGCCAGAGGUGUUUCCGUGUGUCGUGUUCGGGUCGCUCGUUCUCUCGUCCGCGUAUAUUGUCGUCCGUGAAUUUCGUCUCGUCCUGUAUUAUUUACUGCCACGGUAUAACGAAAAAGAUACGUGGGAGACUACACGACAUACGUGGAAUUCUUCGUUGAGUGAAUUUCUUAUCGAUCGUAGAUAUCAGCGUGUUGGCGCGCGGGCCCGCAUGUUUUCCCGCGACGCGACCGGAACGCCGCUGUACGCCGACAUUUAACAGCCUGUGGUCCGGAGAAGUUGCAGUCUCGACAGCUUGCAGCGAGUACGUGGAAAGUGAAGUUUUCGAGGGGAACAAAAAAGAGAAAUCGCGCGAGCGAGAAAUCGGGGGACAGAAAGUGGCGUUUUCAACAGACGCGACGAACAGACGAGUGCGCGACGUUCGUCGGCCGAGGAACUUUCGGGCGCGUACAGUGCGACAGGUCUCUCGACGUGCGAUAGAAACGAAAACCGGGACGCGCCGGAAGUGAACCGGUGUUCCGGAAUCGCGUGUGUCGAAUCGGUUGGAAUUGUUCACCGGUUGUUUCGGGGGAGAUGCUUCAAUUGGCUGUGACGAUUCGUCGAGAGGGCUGCGAACGGUCGGGAGCAGUGAAUCACAUUUAAGCGACGUUUCGAAAGAACGACGCAUCUAAAAAGGUGGCUCUUACUCAACAGAGAGUUUAUCGCGCCAUUGAAGAGCGUGCGCGGAAUGAACGUCGCGGGUUCGAGUACACCGCGAGCUGUCCCUACGGUUCGAGGUGAUUAGUGGAAGCGGAACAAGUAACCAACGUUACCGGUGCUACUGGUUGCUUUACAGUCCGAACAAAUAGAGGGUUGACAGAGGAGCAAAUAACACAGUCAUCGAUCGUAACCCGAUCUUUUUUAUCGUCGUUACAAAAUCGUUGACUCGUGGUGCACAUCGGAAGCAGAAAGAAUAUUAACGCGGCAGUGUUUCCCGAGGUUCGUAUUGUGGCGCGCUUGUGUUCGUCGCCCCCGCGUCGGUUGAUCGUAUGCGCGCGUGCGCGAUGUAAAUGGACCUUAAUGUCGUUAAAACGAAACGAACGGCGCGCAGAGUGAAAAGCAACGCGAACAGUGUCAAUUGGAGAGUAUAUAAUGUGCAAGCGAGGCUCGGAUGACACCUAACAUCUACGUCUGAUGACAAACGUCAACAGGAUCAGGGUGGUCGUCCUCGGCGGCCCCAGAGUCGGAAAGUCAGCCGUAGUCGUACGGUAUUUGACGAGGCGAUACAUCGGCGAGUACAGCUCAACCAGUGAUUUCCUGUACCGGCACAGUGUUACCAUCGAUAACGUUAAUACCGAGGUCGAGAUAUUGGACACUUCCAGGUGCGAGGAAAAUGGUUGUCUUUACUCUCACAUCCGGUGGGGCGAGGCUUUCGUGGUCGUUUACAGCGUGACGUGUAAACGAAGCUUUCAGGAAGCCCGGGGACUGCUCAAGCAGCUUGCUGAUUUACGUCUACCAUCCUAUUUCACCGCCCUGCUGCUUGGCAACAAGAGAGAUCUGGAUCAUGCUCGAGAGGUGUGUGUGGACGAGGGCCAGCAACUGUCGCUCGCGCACGGCUGCCAAUUCUACGAGGUCAGCGCGGCGGAGAGUCCUGCGGGAGCUGCGCUGGCGUUCCAGGCGUUGCUCAGGGAGGCCCGGUCGGUGCAGCUGUUGCGCGCGCUGCCGAUCCGCCGGAAGCUGGGCGUGCACUCGGUCUCAAGGGUGCUGGGCACGAUCUUCGGCAAGAACACCACCAAGGACCGGAAAAAGAGGCCCUCGCUGAGCAUAUGACGCCUCCUCUGCGCCCUCCUCCUCGGAGGCCGUGACGAACCAGACCUGAGAGCCGACGUGGUGGUUCUUAGCAGCAAUGUCUAUGCGAACCGCUGACGAGGACAUCCGGGAACGGACGUCGGGCGGUAGCAAAGCGGUUUAUCAGCCUCCCGAACAAUGUCCGCGCGGUCUUCUGGACAACGGGUACCCAGCUCGCGGAGUCUUCGGCAGAAGAGGACGUUGUAGGUAAUGAAUCCCUUCCUCUACGAAGGAUCAUCCUCGAGGACGUCCUUUCGCAGUAGAACUGCUCGUUCAUCCGUUUCCGAGGGAGGAAGAGGGUGCAGGGCGCGAACAUGGCGCGUGCCAGAGUUACACUUGCGGGGCAAAGAUGGACGAUGCCUCGAUGGAUGGUGUUGUUGAUCGUUCCCGACGCGUGUUCGGGGCGACGCGUGACAUUUGCGCGAGACCCCCGCCGCCGGGGACUCAUUUCAUUGUAGUUCUAGCCGGCUAAGAGACAUUCGUGAGAACAGUGGAUUGAUCGGGCCGUGUGAAAGACUUUUGCUGCGAGACGCCUUUGCUGGAGAUGUGGAAGACUGAGCGCGCGGGACAUGUCUUUCGGUCGCGUUGCCUUUGCCUUCGCUCUCGUACCCUGUGCCUUCGCGGUGUGCGCGUGCGCGAGUGCUCGUACGGUCCCCCGUCUUCUUUUCUCGUUUCAGUUGCACGGAGUAUCGUUGAUCGGAAUGGUGUUCCUGAACGUUUUUAGCUUUAAACGCGUCCGGGAUGACGGGAUCUUGAUGGUAGGUCUCUCGCCAGGGGGAUUCUGUUAGUGAAGGCUAUUUAUGGAGACAUUAGCGAAUGGUUUAUGCGAUUGUCGAAAAUUUGUUGGGGAAGUUAUUAUUUUUUCUUGUCAGAUCAAGGUAAAUCCAUGCUGAAUCGAAAUUAAUGAUUUGGAUUCGUUAUAAUGAGAUUGGAGGACGUAGUGUUCUAAUUUGGGACAAGCCUGUUUAAGUUUCCUCGCAACGAGUCUCUUGUUUUUCUUCGAGAACGUAAGCAAUGGCAAUUUGAAAAACUGUUCCAAGUACCUGGACUCGUUUAAAAUACAAAAGUAAUUUAUUCCAGCAGUUGUUCCACAACGCGAUCCGUGGAGGUGUUAAAUUAAGAGAUCCCGAUACACGUAAUCGCCUGUGCAGGCGUUGAAGUUACCAGCUGUCGUCACGUUCCAAACGCUCCAGUGCAUUCACUCCUAGAAAUGAGCGCACGGCGUUCUCGUAUGAUUCUAAUUCCUCGGGUGGGUCUUUAACAUAAACAAACGAGUUCCAGUUUUUUCCCGACGUACAAAUUGCCGAAUCGUAAAUUUCGAUGUUUAUCGCGUCGCGAGAAGAAAUAAAAGGAGCACGGUUUUUCGAGGUUAUUUAGAGAGCCAGUCCCGAUAAAAAGGAUAAAUUAAACGGAAUAGAAGAAAGUUCGUGCUAUCGAAGAUUUUCUCUUCGACGUGGAAAUCGAGCCCGCCUGAUGAGAGAUGAUUACCAUCUACGUAUCGCACGUGAUAUUAUAAGGUUUGCCGAUUCUGAGCUCGUUUCGCUGUUGCGAAACCGGAAACGAGCUCUGAGCGCGAGGACUUGCGUCGCCUUUGAAACGAAACCCGACAGUCUUUCAAAUUUCGCAGCCUCCGCCGAAUGAAGGCCGUUCAUUCGCGCGGAAUGCGCUGCAGUCACGAUUCGGUUGUGCUGUCUUUUCGCACUCGAAUGCAGGAUCUAUGGUUGCCGGUGGUGCAGUGUUAUAUUCUCACACUUUGAUCACGGAUUAUGAAACCCAAUCCGUUUUUCAGGUCUGUCGACAAUACAAUGUGUAUCUAAAUGUGAUAUACCCUGGCCAGAGAGUAUUGAACUUAUAAAUUGGUAAAGAAAUGUAGAAAAGCAACUGUACGCAGUUAUUUAGAAAUUGAAUUGGAUGUUUUUGAGAAAUUUACAUUUUAUUCAAGACAAAUAUGAGAGUGAUAAGUAUGAUUACUUUCUCAAUUUCAAGCUUUUUUAUCAUUUUUUUAAAACUUCGAAUAUAUCGUUAGGAACACAUUUACAUAAAUAAUAGUUUAUUAAAUUCAAUUUUUUUGUUUUAAUGUAUUAUUUGUAGGCGUUGAGUGGUUCUACUAUUCUAAUCAGUCUUUAUACACAGUAAUUUGGAACUAGACAUUGAUUUCCUAAUAGAUUUUCUUUAUCUAAUUAUAAGUGUUCUGAUUAGUAAUCGAUUCAGAGUCCAUUGAUGCUGACGGUUGGCGUGAGGAGAAAUUGGUUUACUGAUCGACGUGUACCAAUCGCAGUUGUCUACGUUUUCUUGAGUUCUUGCCGGGUAGAUCGCGUGACUUUGUCAUGUUCGAUUUUGGUAUGGGGAGGAUUGCAUACCUUGCCAUAUAAGAAGAUUCUUCACAACCGCGUCGCCAGCAGUUAGGUGUCUAAUGGCCUCGAGGCGGCACGUGUUGCUGAGUUGUGCAUUCUUGGUCGUUCGAGACACAACACACAGUGUCUCACUAGAGUAAAUAUCACUUUUGUUUGAACCCCUUCGGAACUGUCACGGAUCGUAUCAUACAAACACUUUUACUGCCUUGAAGAAACUGAUUCUCGCGUCGUCUACGAUUCAAAAUGCACAACUGAAAAUCUCUUUCGACAGCUUCAUUUUAUUGUAAUUUCUCCACACAAAUGUUUCGUCUUUGCAUCAAUUCCUUUACAUAAAUUGAAAUUAGAACUGUGAUAAAGUAAAAGUAACAGCAGAAUUGUACAUUGAAUAUGCAUAUCAAAAGACAACCAUAGUUAAUGAUAAUUUACCACUACACAAGCUUACCGACUUAUAAUUUUACUUUUUCAACCAAACAAUAAGAAAACAUUACCUUUACAAAGUUAUGUUUUGACACUAGAACCAGCAGUCAAAACAACUACUUCACAAUUUCUCACGAAAAUCACAAAAAAUGUUUCUCUCCAAAUUUCGAAAGAUCGAAUGCUUAUAUUUAUUUCAGUUUAAUUAUUAAAUCUACGAGUACAUUAUCGUAUGCAAGAAAUUUUGACCAAUUUGAUUGUGACAUUUCUUCCUGACGAGUGUACUCGUCAUUCACUGCAAAGAGUCGAAGAAUACGUUCUGCCUGAAACUAAACCAACAACAUAUUGUAUUGUCUUCGUUUUACGACGUCCCGCGCAUGUGUUACGCGUCUUAAUUAAUUUACGAUUGCAUUGUGCCGCCUGCGUCAACUGUAUGAUCGCGUUUGAAGCGACAGACGCGCGACGAUCGUUUAUUUAACGCACGAGGAACUUGCACCGAAAGAGAUCGCUCGAUCGUGCUCCCUCGCCGAUCGUGAAACGAGAGGAGGAAGAAGCAGCAGCAGCUCAAAUCGUAACGAACUGGUUGUAAUGUCAGGCACGCGGCCGAGUUUUGCUUUCGAGAGUUUAUUCUGCGCUCGGGAACGAUCGCGAGACGUUCGACGUCUGCGGGCCUGUCGAUGCUAAGCUUGCCAUGCGCUCGAAUCAUUGGAACGACGUUUCUAAAUAUUCUACGAAUGGAAUAUCGAUCUCAAUCCCUUGUCGCAUAAUUGGCAUCAGAUCGUUGAAAUCCAGGCCAGGUAAAUUUUAAUUAAUAGACUAUCUACAUAUUCGAGAGGAAAUUAAAUUUAAAUAGUGUGCAUCGAAUGAAUUUCAAAAAUUUAGUCACACUGACCUUUUUGAACUGAGUACAAUAGAGUUGAUGAUACUUUCUAACAUCUACAACUAUUUUUUUUAGUAAUUACAUGGUCGUUCAUAAUUCUUUGAAUUUUAGAUGCUUGAAAAGUAAAAUAUUGUUGAGAAAUAAAAUUGUGUCAAUAUAGUAAGUUCAGGAAACUAUAUAACAGUAUCUACGUUAAUUGCAAAAUUCGUUAUUAAUAUUUCGUUGACAAUACUCAUUGAAAAAUUAGGUGAAACAUUUAAUUCCACUUUAUUCAGAAUCCCAAAAUAACCUAACGCACAAAACAAUCUACUGAUACCAAUUAUACGAAGGUCAAUUUUCAUAUUCUUUACUCUACAUCACGAAUCACCUCGGUUACUGUUCAAGAUCAAAUGUUAUGAAAGGAUCUUCAGUCUCGCGAUCGAAUUCCCGAGUCGAGAAUAAUCGAUUCGACGACCUUAAUGUUCCUACCGAAAGUAGCCUAAGUGUACAUAGCGCACAUUCACUUGCUGAGUAUAACUCUUAACCGAGGACCGAUGGAAUCGAUGAAACGUAGACGAGUAAGGUUUCGAACAGAAAUCCGGGUAAUGGGGGGGAGGGGGGUGAGAUAGGACUGCCCAAGGAAAUCGGGCCGACACGAUCAGAGAUUUGCUCCGAGAAAUAUUUAUCGCGGGUUCGCGUGAGUGCGUGCGCGCGUGCGCGUAUUUUCGUUUUCGUAUCGUGUGAAUUCGGAAUUUCGUUUCUGUUUCUCGUAUUUUUCUUUCUUUCUUCUCGCUCUGUGUCUCUGUCUGUUUUCUUCUCUUCUUCCCUUGCGUUUUCUCUCUCUUUGCGUCGAACGAGAUAAUUGAGCCAUUCAUUCGCCGAAGUGAAUUAAUCGUUAACUGCUAUAGACAUUCGAACCAAUACUAUUACUAUAUAAAAUGUGGAAAACUGUGAAUUUGUCGUGGUUGUUUAUUUAUUUUGAUGAUUGGGUAUUAGAUUUUGAUUGUGAAAUGCAGAAUAUAGGGUAUAAAAUGAGGUAUGAAAAUUUGAAAGUCUUAUAGAUGUUCUGUAGCAAUUAAGGGUUAGGUGUGUGAUAACAGAGGUCGAGGAAUUGAUGAAAUUGGGUUAUCAGAGUAUUGGUUAUAUGCUUCGGUAUUGAUGUUUGGAGUUAUUUAGGAGUUGGUCGGUUUGGCUUGUGAAUGUCUCAGUUGAGUGUGACCAGGUUCGAGCAUACUUUUUUUUUGCGAGAAGAGGAAAAAAUGUAGAAAAAUGAAAGGACGCAUCGUUCGGUUUUUUCUACGGUAAACGUACGCUAGCGAUUAUGAUCGAGUUUAAGGUUCUUGCGUAAUGUGUAUUACGUGUAUGUAUAUUUUCAGUGCCUUUCGUAUUGUCAGCGGCGGGUAUUAGAGAGGUCCUCUGAACUCGCGGGGAUACCUUUUCUAGGCUCCGUUAGUGAUUUUUGUUUUUGUUCGGGAAAUAAGUGUGGUUGAAGCGAACGAACAUGUUCUUAAAAUAGAUGAAGUGAAUAAUGAAAAAUGGGAAAUAAAGAUUGAAGAUUGGAAAUUUGAGAAAUUCGAAAUAGAAAGUGAAAACUGAACAUUGGAAAUUUGAGAAACUGGAAAUUGGAAGAUUGAACAUUGGAAAAUUGAGAAAUUAAAAAUUGAAAGAUUGAACAUUGGAAAAUUGUGAAAUUUAUGAAACAAAAGUAAAAAGAAAAAUCUCGUGAACGGUUUUUUCACUGUUAAAGAGCCAUUACUAAUCGCUGAUUACCCUCUCCAUUGGUUUAAUUCUUUGCGGACGAAGAUUCUGUUAAGCGUAUAGAUGAUGUUAUAAAUAUCGAAUAACGUUAUUAGUAUGCAGAUUUGAUGCAUUUACGGGACAUGCAGAUGUGUAGAAUAUUAAAUAGCCAUAAUGGCUAUUUAAUUAGGUUUUCAAUUUACUUUUAAUUCCUUGAAGCCUAUAACGUGAGAAAUAAUGAUCCACUUAAUUCUCACUUUGACAAGAAAACAUAAGAAGGUAUAUACAUUUACAUAAUGAUGUACAAUCUGAUCAUAACGUACUGGAAAACGAAAUACAAAGAAUCAUGAAGGAUAAGCCUUGAUUGUCCAAAUGUAAAGUUUUAUGCUGCAAUUGAAAUUUUAACAUCAUCUACUUAAUUACAUUCGUCCGCAAAGGAUUGAUGCUUAACUCUUGAAUGCACAGAACCAUUUUUCCAGCAGAAUUCAAUGUACCUUAGAAUAAUGUUUCUUCCAAAUAAUAAUUAACAGAACGGUCUAAAUAUAAUGGUUUUGGGGCCAUUGUGCUUGAAAGGGUUAAGCAACUGAGAGAGUCAGCUUUAAUUAAUCUCUUUUCACGAUACUACAGCCAUAACAAUGAUACAAAAUUCAAUUAACUAUUAAACUAUUACAGCUCAACAGUUUAAACUGUCGAACUAUACUAUUUGAAUAGUUUAAAGUAUCGAACUAUAAAAUUUGAACACUUAACUAUCAAAAUUCAAUUCUUAUUUCACAGCAUCAAAAAUAUAAAAAUUUCGAAUACUGCAGAACUAGUACCUUCCCACUGCAAAAUUGAAUCUUCUAACAAAGAACGUGUUAAUUUCUCGGCGAGUGGUCACUGCCGAUGUAUUUACAAUUGUAAAUGAUAAUAUUGCGCUAAAUUUACAAUUGAUGACGUCGCAGGAGAAACUAAAUGGAGUAACAGGGUAGAAGAACGUAAGCGUAAGGGUGGAUUUACCAGUGACCUUGAGCCGAGUUUAUCAGUUUCGCUUCAACUACAGUCCUCGAUGUGCUGUGGAUAUAUUUCUCUUCCUCCACCGCGGUCUCUCUGAAUUCGUUCUUUCUGUUUUUCUUUUUUUUAAUAUUUUUAUACUGUCCACUGCUGAAAGUGGGUACGAUAAAUAUUUGUACAGCGUCGAAUCGACAAUUUGUCGUUGGUCUACGGGAAAUUAUUGCAGGGAACGACAUCGCAGUCGAGAAAAGGUAAACCGACGAGCGGGUAAAAUUGAGGGAUGAAAGAAUGAGCUUCCAGAGUGUGCCUAAUCGAUACAUUCCAAAAAAAAGGUGUAAUGCGUGUGAAAAUCGGAGAAUCUAUGGGGCGUGAGUGUGUUAUGCGGUUUUCGAAUUCUGGCCGAUAUCGAUCGCUGUAUUUUAAGUGCUAGUCAC
Molecule: messenger RNA, 8971 nt
Organism: Nomia melanderi (Alkali bee)
Lineage: Eukaryota; Metazoa; Arthropoda; Insecta; Hymenoptera; Halictidae
Source: RefSeq, a predicted model, not a curated record